AUGACUACAUUGAGCUGCCUUCGAAGACUCGUCAUGAUAACAAUUUUGAGGAGAAAUAUCUUCUUAAUUCGCUUUUUUGGUAUACUUGUCAUAGCUUCUUUGCUGACUUCGUUCCUGUUCUUAGCACACGUCGAUGAAGAUAAGAGAGAAAGUGUUACUCGAGAAGGAUUACAACGUGAUUUUAACUUGGCAAAGACCGUUCCAGAGAAAAAGACAUACUUUAGGAAAAAGAAACGAACCGGACUGAAAGCUGGGAAAAAUAUUCCAUUCAAUCCAUUGCCGAUGUCUUCUAGACCUGAGGAUUAUUUACUCAACAGAAUCAGCGAUGAAAGUUCGCCCUUGCGACGAAGUUCGGAGGAAGGUAAAAUCUCAGUAGCCCGUGGCCUUGAGCGCACUAAGAAAUCAAAGUUUCCCGCUGUUUGGGAUAUAUGGAGUAGCCGCCAAAGGGCACGAAGGACUGUUAAGGAACUCAAACCAGCCGAAGAUGUGGAAAACGAUGAGCAAUUACAAAUAUUCACCACCGAUAAUGUAGUGAAAGACAACACUAAGGAAUUCAACACUUUUACUAAACAAUCAGAGGCGAUAUUCACCGCUACCCCUGAUAUUGACGUGGAAAAACAAACUACAUAUGCAAAAUAUCAGUCAAAUGAUGUUAGGGAUCCACACUUAGAACCCAACGCGUACAGGCACAGAAAUGUUAAAGAUAAGUUGCAUAACCCAGGCGUGACUGUAAUACGACCUACGGAGAAAAGAGGAUUCACCGCGCAGAUUAAUUCUCCCGUCAUGCACAAUUCAUCUGAGCGGCAGGACACUGACAAAUCCCGAAUAAAUGACAAUCAAAAAGCGGAAACUUUAAACACAGAGGAAAUUGUGAAUGUGAAGAUUAGAGAUUUGGAAACGUCAACACCAGCUAAUAAAGAUUUACUCAGACACCCAACCGCGACGAGAACCGUCAAAUUGCAUUCAAGAGCCACAAGUUUUCCUCCUGUCCACGAAGGAAACAGACUAAGAGCCCCAGUUCCUGGAGAUUCAUUAGAAAAAUUAGCCUACCGUCGUACACCUAAUGCUUCUCCAGAGCCAAGGAAAGCUGUUAAUAUUGAAGCUGAGAAAAAAGAGCAGGCGGAAACAUCCCAUACGAAGGAAAUUGUGGCUCUGAGGAUAGGUGAUUCGGCAACGUCAACGCCAACCAAAAAAGCUGUACUCAGACACCAAGUUAUCGCGCAGAGAUCUGUCAAAUUGCAUACAAGAGCCACAAGUUCUCCUCUAGUUCAUGACGGAAACAGCCUAAAAGCACCAGUACCAGAUGUGGCUGAUCAUGAAAACCGAAACAUUGAAAAGCCAAGAUUAACCUCGCAUAUGGAUUCCCCUGCCUUGGGUUAUUCAUCUGUGCAACAGAGCCCAGUCAAAUCCCGAAUAAUAGAAAACAAACAAGCGGAAACUUCCAAUACCGAGGAAAUUGCGACCGUGAGGGUAAAAGGUUCGGCAACGUCAAAGCCAGCCAAUAAUGAUUUACUCAGACACCCAACAAUGGCGCCGACAACUGGCAAUAUGCAUUCAAGAAGCACAGGUUUUCCUCCUGUCCACGAAAGAAACAGACUAAGAGCCCCAGCUCUUAACGAGCCACCAGAAAAAGUAACUAGUCGACGUACACCCGAUGCUUCUCGAGUACAAAGGAAAACUGUUAUUAUUGUAGCUGAACCACGUACAGGCUCAUCAUUCCUCGGUGAUGCUUUCAACCAAAAUCCGGAUGUUUUCUAUUUAUUCGAACCUCUUCAUGGAGUUGUGCUGGACCCAAAGCAACACGAGCACGACCCUAGACCGAUGCAAUUCCUUGCAGGAAUUUUAGGUUGUAAAUUUCUUUCUCUUAGGUAUGUCAGAGAAAUCCAAAAUUUCCGAAGGUUCUCGAGUAACGCACUAUCCUCGCCGCCAUUGUGCCGAGAAAAAACGUCCCUUAAUACAGCGAAGAAAAAUAAGUGCUCCUUCUUAACCACGUUAAACAUGGAAAACGUUUGCACGCUAGACUAUAAAGUUACAGUCAUCAAGAUUCUCACUUCUAGAAUACCCAGAAACAAGGUCGAGUCACUGUUUCCUCUGUGUAAUUGGACCACAUGCUCGAUUAUUUACCUGGUUAGGGAUCCUCGUCCAGUUGUCUUUUCUCAUAUGAAAGUGGGAAUAAAAACAUGGUCUUAUUUCAGAGGUCUUGCAAAAGACGGCGCCCCUCGCCCAAGUGUAAAGAUGUAUAGUGCUCAGAUCUGUCGUCAAAUUGAAGCGAAUGUGAGAACUUUUCUAAAGCUGACCAAAAAAACAAACAAUAGAUACCACAUGCUCCGUUACGAAGACCUUGCUAGAAAUCCGGUUGAAACUUUGCAAAGGAUGUACAAAAUAUCUGGAAUAACAAUGCAUAAUGAUACUCUCAGAUGGAUCAAAAAUCACACUUCAAAUCAAAACACUUCCUCAAAGAAUGGGCAAGGCUAUAACUUCUCUACAAGGCGGGACUCAAAGGCUAACAUCGAUAACUGGAGGCUUGAGGUGGAUCCCUGCAUUGUUAACGUUAUCGAAGAUAGUUGCCGUCCUUUAAUUCAGUUGCUAGGUUAUAAACUUCUAAACAGGUCGGAGGAAACGCAGUAUAACCUUACAGUGUCGCUUUAUGAUCAUAUUAAUAUGAUUAACUAA
Molecule: messenger RNA, 2673 nt
Organism: Pocillopora meandrina
Lineage: Eukaryota; Metazoa; Cnidaria; Anthozoa; Scleractinia; Pocilloporidae
Source: the annotation of a GenBank genome assembly